AAUGCGGAAGCGAAUUUUUGUUAGUACGUAGCAACCUCCUUGGCAACAAAGUCGAAGUCAAACAAAAGCGGUUCGAUAAUGAAUUAGUACUUUAUUCCGCCAUGGCCGCCGCUACACAGUCCAACGUGAAACGGAUCGACGUUCUUGCCAGACCGAAACAGCUUCCACCUACUUUCCGCGAAGACCGACGUUCAGUAUAUUGGCUUGACAGACAUGCAAGUAACAGCUGCAAUUCAUUAACAUUAACCCCAAGGCAGCAGUUCUUGGCCAAUUCUAAACAUGUUGAUAACGGAUGGCAAGGAGACAGGCCAACUCCAAUUUGGCCUGUAAGUAGAUCUGCACAGAAAGCGUCAGCAUCUGAAAGAGUUGAAACACUGGCCAGCCCUAAACAAAAGCAUCCAGAUUAUAAACCAGAGAGGGCGGUAGAAACCAGAGUGAGCGAUUCAGCAAAAAGUGCACAAGCAUCUGGGAGAUUACAAAAAUUAGCAGAACCCAAAGUGUAUGCAGAAUUGAAAAUACGAGCCAGUCGUGAAUGGGACUAUGUUGAGUGGGACCCAGAAAUAAGCAGCAGUGCGAAAAAUGCCCGAUGUAGUGAGCGAGUGGAACAGCUCGCUGAGCCGAAGAAUGCACAUUUGUCGUACCAGCCAGAGAAGUACGUACAGUGGCCAGUCUCAGAGAAUGCAAUGAAGGCAUUGGCAACAUUACGACUCCAGCAGCUAGCUCGUCCUAAAAGUCGUGGAAAGGUUGACAACUAUGAUCCCUACAAGGUUACGCCCUCGGCCAGAAGCGCAAGAGCGACUCCAAGAAUUGCCGAAUUAGCAAACCCAAUUCCAAGGAAAAUAAGAACAAAGAAAAUUGUAACAGGUCCGGCAGCAACAUAAUACGUAUAUGACAGCUUAUACUGGAAUACACAGAGGGGUUAAUGGCUAAACAUAACUAAACUACAGAGGACUUUAUCUUUGUUGUGAUAACUCACAAAUUAACUGCCAAAGUUCAAUAAACAAGUCUGUAACGUAUAUUUUCAUCCAGUGAACAUAUUUAUGCCAUUACCGCUGUUUGUGUAUUUGCAAUAUUGUUUUUUGAGUGAGCAGCGAUGUGAAGUGUUAAUUUUUGUUUGUUUUUAUGUCAAAUUAACAAAACCAGCAUUUACCAUUAAAGAUUUUGGCACCUAAUUUAAUAAUUCAACAGGUGCCAGAAACUUUUGCUGUAAGCUGAAUAGAUAUUCCGUCCAAGGAACGUUCCACCAAAUUAAUUAUAACCUUAAAACAAUGAAAUAAGUUUGCUUAUCGAUAUUACUUUCUCAAAUAAUUACACACAAAUAUUUGGUAAGCUAAAAUGUUAAUCACUAUCUCUGCAAAGACUAAUUUAUCAAAUUAAAACUUAAUCACAUCUGCAUUGCACCUGUCUAUAAAGCAAGAUGUUAUAACAUUCUUCGUCAUCCAGAAUUUGAAUAUGCAUCAAAAUAUGCAGGAAGUAACUACCUAGGUCAGAUUUUGAAAAUUUAAAUGUUCUCCAUUAGUUGGAAAUACUUCCAUUUAUAUUGCUUCAAAAUAUCAAAUAUCCGUCCAAAACAAACUUAUAUUGCUUUGAAACUUGAUGAAUGAAUAUGUUUACAAUUACAAUUAUUAAUACUAAAUAAAAAUCAGUUGUAAUAGAUUACCUUUAUAGUACAUAGUAACACACUGGUAUUAUUCAGUCUUUUGAAAUACUAAAAUUUACUUCUUUCGGUGCCAAAAUGUUAACCGUAUUAGCCAAAUACAGGUUGAAAACAAGCCAAAUUACUCAAUCAGUAACAUACAUUUUAAGGGUCAAGGAUCAUGUGAUUUAGUUUUGAAAUAAAAAAAAUAUUUCAUUUUGGUGCAUAGUUGAGAAGGUGUUUCAAUAAAUUUAUUUACAGUAGAUAAUAUAAUAGCCAACAGUUUUAUUUGUGUGUACAUUUACCAAUUGAAAGUGUUUUUUAUUUACUGGUAUUAAAACUAAUAUUACUAUGCCAAAAUUAGCUUUGUGACCCUUGGUGUCAACUUGACAAACUUGAAUCUGUUUCUGCAAGAUUUCCGUCCAUAUAUGUCAAAUGACGCUUUGAGGGUCGUAAUCUUUAAAUAGAAUUGUAUAAACUGAGCAAAAAACAAAAAUAUGAAAGAUAAGCUUUUUAUGUUGUUUUGUUCAAGUUGCCACUAAUGCACCGAUAGAUUUUACACUGCCCAUCAUAAUUGCAACACAUCAUACAUUGCUGAAAAAAAUCAAAAUUACCGGAAUUAUAAUAGAAAAACUAAUAGCCAGGGUUCUUGACAAACUCUGCAAUUUGGUAGUUCUAUACCCCAAACCUCACUUUGAUAUUACAAUAAAGAGCGCCCUCUAAUAAUAAUAAUAAUAUUUAAAUAUUUAAAACGGCAACAAAAUAGAAGAAGAAACGAAAAAAACAUACAUAUCUGAAACUGAAUAAAAAUAAAGUAAAAUUGACAAUAGAUCUCAUGGUGAAUUUAUACUACUUUCAUUUCUGUGUUUACAAAGAUGUUUAAGAAAUGUUCGUACCUCUUUAAAAACAAUGUCCCCAACUCACAAUUCAUAUUCCAUGGAAUGUCACCAAAAAGCAAAUUAAUCCCCCCUGAAAGAAGGCAAUUCGUUAGUGUUUGGCCGUCAUCGAUAUUUGAGACUAUUUUGAUCAAAUCAAAGUAAAAUUUAUUUCUUAAGUGGAAUGUUGCAUUGCACAGAAAUAGGAAAUGAUAUACAUCUAUACUACAACCUAAGUGAAAUUCGCUAAAUUAAAUCCAUAGAACUCAAGUUUGUAAACUUUAAAAGCGGAUGAAAUCACUCAAAACAAAAUAGUGAAAAUAAAUGGUUUUACAAUAUAUUAAUCCACUUUCCACAAACCUUCAUAUUCUUUCCAGACAUUAUAUCAGGCAUUUUUGUCAUCACAUGCAAAAAAAAUAGACAUGCAUAAAUUGCAGAUAGUUACUUCAUAGUUCCCGCCAAAUUAUCAUUUCAAAAUUUAUGAAUAAUUUGUAUUUCAAUUUUGAAAACAUAAAAGAUUG
Saccoglossus kowalevskii is the source of this 3032-nucleotide messenger RNA. Its product is annotated as sperm microtubule associated protein 2-like. Gene Ontology annotation, biological process: spermatogenesis. The record is from RefSeq and is a predicted model, not a curated record. Lineage: Eukaryota; Metazoa; Hemichordata; Enteropneusta; Harrimaniidae.